Molecule: messenger RNA, 6577 nt
Organism: Coturnix japonica (Japanese quail)
Lineage: Eukaryota; Metazoa; Chordata; Aves; Galliformes; Phasianidae
Source: RefSeq, a predicted model, not a curated record
CAUGGAUGCACCGUUGCAUGCAUCGGGUGUUGCAUGGAUUGGGUGCUGCGUGGAUGCAACAUUGCAUGCAUUGGGUGUUGCAUGGAUUGGGCGCUGCGUGGGUGCACCGUUGCAUGCAUUGGGUGUUGCAUGGAUUGGGUGCUGUGUGGAUGCAACGUUGCAUGGAUUGCGUGUUGCAUGGAUUGGGCGCUGCGUGGAUGCACCGUUGCAUGCAUUGUGUGUUGCAUGGAUUGGGUGCUGUGUGGAUGCAACGUUGCAUGCAUCGGGUGUUGCAUGGAUUGGGUGCUGCGUGGAUGCAACGUUGCAUGCAUUGGGUGUUGCAUGGAUUGGGUGCUGCAUGGAUGCAACGGUGCAUGGAUUGGGUGCUGCGUGGAUGCAACGGUGCAUGGACUGGGUGCUGCAUGGCCGCAACGCUGCAUGGGGGGAGCAUUGCAUGCAUGGACUGGGUGCUGCAUGGAUGCAAUGUUGCAUGGACUGGGUGCUGCGUGGGUGCAGGGUUGCAUGCAUUGGGUGUUGCGUAGAUGCAACGUUGCAUGGAUUGGGUGUUGCAUGGAUUGGGUGCUGCGUGGAUGCAACGUUGCAUGCAUUGGGUGUUGCAUGGAUUGGGUGCUGCGUGGAUGCACCGUUGCACGCAUUGGGUGUUACAUGGAUGCAACGGUGCAUGGAUUGGGUGUUGCGUGGGUGCAACGGUGCAUGGAUUGGGUGUUGCGUGGAUGCAACGGUGCAUGGAUUGGGUGCUGCAUGGAUGCAACAGUGCAUGGAUCGGGUGCUGCGUGGAUGCAACGGUGCAUGGAUUGGGUGCUGCGUGGAUGCAAUGGUGCAUGGAUUGGGUGCUGCAUGGAUGCAACGGUGCAUGGAUUGGGUGCUGCAUGGGUGCGACGGUGCAUGGAUUGGGUGUUGCAUGGAUGCAAUGUUGCAUGGAUUGGGUGCUGCGUGGGUGCGACGGUGCAUGGAUUGGGUGCUGCAUGGAUGCAGCAUUGCACGCACAGAGUGGUGCAUGGGUGUGGCUGUGCAUGCAUGCAGUGUUGCAUGCAUAGAGUGGUGCAUGGAUUGGGUGUUGCAUGGGUGGAGCGUUGCAGGGAUGCAGCGGUGCAUGGGUGGAGCGUUGCAUGGGUUGGGCAAUCGCAUGGAUGCAGCGUUUGUGGGGGUGCAGCGCUGCAUGGGGGAAGCAUUGCAUGCAUGGAUUGGGUGUUGCAUAGAUGCAACGUUGCAUGCGUAGAGUGGUGCAUGGUUUGGGUGUUGCAUGCAUAGAGCGGUGCAUGGAUUGGGCGUUGCAUGGGUGGAGAGUUGCAUGGAUGCAGCGGUGCAUGGAUGGAGCGUUGCACGCAUGGAUUGGGUGUUGCAAGGGUGCAGCAGUGUAUGGAUGGAGCAUUGAAUGCAUGGAGUGGUGCGUGGGUGCAGCAGUGCAUGCAUGGAUUGGGUGUUGCAUGCAUGGAGUGAUGCAUGGGUGUUGUGGUGCAUGGAUGCAGUGGUCCAUGGAUGGAGUGCUGCAUGCAUGGAGUGAUGCAUGGGUGUAGCUGUGCAUGCAUGCAGUGUUGCAUGCAUAGAGCGUUGCAUGGAUACAGUAGUGCAUGGGUGGAACAUUGCAUGGGCAGAGUGUUGCACUCAUGGAUUGGGUGCUGCAUGGGUGGAGUGAUGCAUGGAUUCAGCAGUGAAUGCAUGGACUGGGUGUUGCAUGGCUGCAAUGGUGCAUGGGUGGAGGGCUGCAUGCAUGGAGUGAUGCAUGGGUGCAGCAGCGCAUGCACGGAUUGUUGCAUGGAUGCCGUGGAGCAUGGAUGGAGCGUUGCAUGGGCGGAGCAGUGCAUGCAUGGAUUGGGUGUUGCAUGGAUGGAGUGGUGCAUGGGCAGAGCGUUGCAUGGAUGCAGCGUUUGUGGGGGUGCAGCGGUGCAUGGGUGGAGCAGUGCAUGCAUGGAUUCGGUGCUGCAUGGGUGCAGCAUUGCAUGGACAGAGCGUUGCAUGCAUGGAGUGGUGCAGGGUCGCAUGCAUGGAUUGGAUGUUGCACCAAUGCAGCACUGCAUGCAUGGAGUGCUGCAUGGGCAGAGCAUUGCAUGCAUGGACUGGGUGUUGCACAGAUGCAGAACUGCAUGGAUGGAGCAUUGAAUGCACAGUGUGGUGCGUGGCUGCAGUGGUGCAUGCAUGGAUUGGGGCUGGGUGUUGCACAGAUGCAGCAUUGCAUGCAUGGAUGGAGUGUUGCAUGCAUAGAUAAGGUGUUGCAAGGAUGCAGUGUUGCAUGGGUGGGGCUUUGCAUGCAUGGAGUGGCACGUGGGUGCAGCAGUGAAUGCAUGGACUGGGUGUUGCAUGGAUGCAGCGGUGCAUGGAUGGAGCAUUGUAUGCAUGGAGCGUGGGGUGCCCUCUUAGAUCCCCAUUGGGGUGCCAUUAGGUUCCCAUCGGGGUGCCCACUCCAAUACCCAUUGGGGUGCUAUUAGGAUUCCCAUUGGGGUGCCCUCUCAGAUACCCAUUAGGGUUCCCAUUAGGUGCCCACUGGGGUGCCCUCUCUGAUACCCAUUGGGAUUCCCAUUGGGGUGCCCCCUAGGAUUCCCAUUGGGGUGCCAUUGGGAUUCCCAUUGGGGUGCCCUCUCUGAUACCCAUUAGGAUUCCCAUUGGGAUGCCCCCUAGGAUACCCAUUGGGGUGCCAUUAGGUUUUCCAUUAAGAUUCCCAUUGGGAUUCCCAUUGGGGUGCCCCCUAAGAUUCCCAUUGGGAUGCCCUCUCAGAUUCCCAUUGGGGUGCCAUUGGGAUUCCCAUUGGGGUGCCAUUAGGUUUCCCAUUGGGAUGCCCCCUAGGAUUCCCAUUGGGGUGACAUUAGGUUUCCCAUUGGGGUACCAUUAGGAUUCCCAUUGGGGUCCCCUCUCAGAUACCCAUUGGGGUACCAUUAGGAUUCCCAUUGGGGUGCCAUUGGGAUUCCCAUUUGGGUACCAUUAGGUUUCCCAUUGGGAUGCCCUCUCAGAUACGCAUUGGGGUGCCAUUGGGAUUCCAAUUGGGGUGCCCAUUGGGAUGCCCUCUCAAAUAUCCAUUGGGGUUCCCACUCAAAUACCCAUUAGGGUGCCAUUGGGAUUCCCAUUGGGGUUCCCAUUGGGACGCCCACUAGGAUUCCUAUUGGGGUACCAUUAGGUUUCCCAUUGGGUUUCCCAUUGGGAUUCCCAUUGAGGUGCCCACUCAGAUCCCCAUUGGUGUGCUAUUAGGUUUCCCACUGGGUGCCCACUCAGAUACCCAUUGGGGUACCAUUAGGAUUCCCAUUGGGGUGCCCCCUAGGAUCUCCAUUGGGGUGCCAUUAGGUUUCCCAUUGGGGUGCCCUCUCAGAUACCCAUUGGGAUUCCCAUUGUGAUGCCCCCUAGGAUUCCCAUUGGGGUACCAUUAAGUUCCCCAUUGGGUGCCCACUCAGACACUCAUUGGGGUGCCAUUAGGUUUCCAUUAGGAUUCCCAUUUGGGUGCCAUUAAGAUUCCCAUUGGGGUGCCCAUAGGGAUGCCCACUCCAAUCCCCACUGGGGUGCUAUUAGGUUUCCCAUUGGGGUGCCCAUUCAGAUACCCAUUAGGGUUCCCAUUGGGUGCCCACUGGGGUGCCCUCUCUGAUACCCAUUGGGGUGCCAUUGGGAUUCCUAUUUGGGUGCCCACUCAGAUACCCAUUGGGUGCCCAUUGGGUUGCCCCCUAGGAUCCCCAUUUGGGUGCCAUUAGGAUUCCCAUUAGUGUGCCCAUAGGGAUGCCCACUAGGAUACCCAUUGGGGUGCCAUUAGGUUUCCCAUUGGGAUUCCCAUUGGGAUGCCCCCUAGGAUUCCCACUGGGGUGCUAUUAGGAUUCCCAUUAGGGUGCCCAUUGGGGUGCCAUUAGGUUUCCCACUGGGGUGCCAUUAGGAUUCCCAUUGGGGUUCCCAUUGUGGUGCUCUCUCAGAUACCCAUUAGGGUGCCCACUCUGAUACCCAUUGGGGUGCCAUUAGGAUUCCCAUUAGGGUGCCAUUAGGAUUCCCAUUGGGAUGCCCUCUCAGAUACCCAUUAGGGUGCCCCCUAGGAUUCCCAUUGGGGUGCCAUUGGGAUUCCCAUUAGGUUUCCCAUUGGGGUGCCCUCUCAGAUACCCAUUGGGGUGCCAUUAGGAUUCCCAUUGGGGUGCCAUUAGGUUUCCCAUUGGGGUGCCCACUCAGAUACCCAUUAGGGUGCCCACUCUGAUACCCAUUGGGGUGCCAUUAGGAUUCCCAUUAGGUUUCCCAUUGGGGUGCCCACUCAGACACCUAUUGGGGUGCCAUUGGGAUUCCCAUUGGGGUGCCCACUCAGAUACCCAUUGGGAUUCCCAUUGGGGUGCCCCCUAGGAUUCCCAUUGGGGUGCCAUUAGGAUUCCCAUUAGUGUGCCCAUAGGGAUGCCCACCAGGUUUCCCAUUGGGGUGCCUCCUAGAUUGGGGUACCAUUAGGUUCCCCAUUGGGUGCCCACUCAGACACUCAUUGGGGUGCCAUUAGGUUUCCAUUGGGGUUACCAUUAGGGUGCCCCCUAGGAUCCCCAUUGGGGUGCCAUUAGGUUUCCCAUUGGGAUUCCCAUUGGGAUGCCCAUAGGGAUGCCCACUCAAAUACCCAUUAGGGUGCCAUUGGGAUUCCCAUUGGGGUUCCCAUUAGGGUGCCCACUCUGAUACCCAUUGGGGUGCCAUUAGGAUUCCCAUUGGGAUGCCCUCUCAGAUACCCAUUAGGGUGCCCACUCUGAUACCCAUUGGGGUGCCAUUAGGUUUCCCAUUGGGGUUCCCAUUGGGAUGCCCACUCAGAUACCCAUUGGGGUGCCAUUAGGUUUCCCAUUGGGGUUCCCAUUGGGGUUCCCAUUGGGAUGCCCUCUCAAACACCCAUUGGGGUGCCAUUAGGAUUCCCAUUGGGAUGCCCUCUCAGAUACCCAUUAGGAUGCCAUUGGGAUUCCUAUUGGGGUACCAUUGGGAUGCCCACUCAGAUACCCAUUGGGGUGCCAUUAGGUUUCCCAUUGGGGAGCCCUCUCAGAUACCCAUUGGGGUGCCAUUAGGAUUCCCAUUAGGGUGCCAUUAGGAUUCCCAUUGGGGUUCCCAUUGGGAUGCCCUCUCAGAUACCCAUUAGGGUGCCCACUCUGAUACCCAUUGGGGUGCCAUUAGGAUUCCCAUUAGGAUUCCCAUUGGGGUGCCCACUCAGACACCUAUUGGGGUGCCAUUAGGAUUCCUAUUGGGGUGCCCACUCCUACCCACUGGGGUGCCAUUAGGUUUCCCAUUGGGUGCCCACUGGGGUGCCCACUCCUACACCCAUUGGGGUGCCAUUAUGUUUCCUAUUGGGGUUUCCCUUUGGGAUGCCCAUUGGGGUGCCUAUUGGGGUGCCCAUAGGGAUUCCCACUCAAAUACCCAUUGGGGUACCAUUGGGAUUCCUAUUGGGGUGCCCACUGGGAUGCCCUCUCAAACACCCAUUGGGGUGCCAUUAGGUUUCCCAUUAGGGUGCCCACUGGGGUGCCCAUAGGGAUGCCCACUCAAAUACCCAUUAGGUUGCCACUGGGAUUCCCAUUGGGGUUCCCAUUGGGGUGCCCACUCUGAUACCCAUUAGGGUGCCCACUGUGAUACCCAUUGGGGUGCCAUUAGGAUUCCCAUUAGGGUGCCCACUGGGGUGCCCACUCAUACCCUUUGGGGUGCCAUUGGGAUUCCCAUUAGGGUGCCCACUCAGAUACCCAUUGGGUGCCCAUUGGGAUGCCCCCUAGGAUCCCCAUUGGGGUGCCCACUCUGAUACCCAUUGGGGUGCCAUUAGGAUUCCCAUUAGGUUUCCCAUUGGGGUGCCAUUGGGAUUCCUAUUUGGGUGCCCACUCCUACCCACUGGGGUGCCAUUAGGUUUCCCAUUGGGAUUCCCAUUGGGGUGCCCAUUGGGAUGCCCUCUCAAACACCCAUUGGGGUACUCUUAGGUUUUCCAUUAGGGUGCCCACUGGGGUGCCCACUCCUACCCACUGGGGUGCCAUUAGGUUUCCCAUUGGGGUUCCCAUUGGGAUGCCCACUCAGAUACCCAUUGGGGUGCCAUUAGGAUUCCCAUUGGGGUGCCCACUCAGAUACCCAUUAGGGUGCCCACUCUGAUACCCAUUGGGGUGCCAUUAGGAUUCCCAUUAGGAUUCCCAUUGGGGUGCCCACUCAGACACCUAUUGGGGUGCCAUUGGGAUUCCUAUUGGGGUGCCCACUCCUACCCACUGGGGUGCCAUUAGGUUUCCCAUUAGGGUUCCUAUUGUGUCGCUAUAGGGCUGUUCCCCCCCCCAUUGCCACCCUCAGUGCCACCCUUUGCCGUCCCAGCCCUGAGUCAAUAUUGACUCAGUGGGGUGUGGGGGGAGGAGGAAGAGGACAAUGUGUGGGGUGGGGGUUGGGGGGGCACCCUAUAGGGCUGGAUUCACUAUGGGGACGGAGCUGCCCCAUAGCGGGGGGGGGUGUCAGUGUUCCGGAUGGCUGGCACCCAUGGGUGCGUGAACAGGACAUCCUGUCCACCCCAUCCCCCUCCCUAUGGGGCACGGCCCGCAUGGCUGCCCCAUAAGUAGACGUGGCACAACCCCAUUGUCACCUGAUGGGACACCCCCACCCCCCCCAUGGGGAUUUAUGGGGCACAAUGGGGUCCCCACUCAGCUCU